Messenger RNA from Oryctolagus cuniculus (rabbit), 10992 nucleotides. NCBI's taxonomy places the organism in Eukaryota, Metazoa, Chordata, Mammalia, Lagomorpha, Leporidae. The record is from RefSeq and is a predicted model, not a curated record.
AUGGCUGAAGCCCUCCAUCUGCUGGGCAGCGGGUUGGGGGCUGCCCGUGGCGGGGAGCUGAAGGCCAGGCACAGGAGGCCCCCGCCCACCUUCCGUUCCGAUCGGCAGCCUCUGGAGCGGGCACAGCCCCAGGUCCCCUCGCAGGCAGCUGUGUGCAGCGGGGAAUGCAGGCGGCUCCCUCUCAGGUCUCCUCAAGGGAACCUCCCGGGGAGUGGCACCCUGCAACUGGACAGUGGCCACGUCCUGCCGUAUCCUCGGAGGGCAGUGCUCUGCAGGGGACGCGGCCGAAGGGCUGGAGGGGCUGCCGCGCCCUGGGACCGAGGCGGCUGGAUCCGCGAGCGCACCGCCGGGGCCGCCUUUCCCUUUGCCCACGUCUCCCAGUGUCCUCCUGGGACUGUCCCCAUGCGAGGCACGGAUGGAGCCCUGGACCCUGGCCUCCACCACUUCCUGGAAACAGACGCCCAGGCCCCUCCAGUUCUGGGACUCCGCGUCCACACGGCGUCUGGAGCAGCCCUUUGCCUGCUGAUGGCGUUCGGGGACAGUGCUGGCAUUGAAACGAGCCUCUACAAUGUGACCAAGGCUGCCACAGUGACCGCCUGCCACCAGGAGGGGAAAGUUCUCCUCUCGUGCCUUCUCGCUUCUCUUUCAGAGGCUGUCCAUUCGCUCAGGGCUCUUAUUGACGAUGGCGUCCGUGGAGGCCCCGUGGAGCUCGGGCCUUACUUUGUGGAAGUUGGCCGCGAGGCCGUGUCUGUGUUCAUGAAUUCCAGCAGCGUCCACGCAGGGGAGGCUCUGGCCUUUGCUGGCUCCCACGCGAACGGGAAGGGCGUGGUUGUGAUGCACCGUUUCCCGUCCGUGUCCUCGUAUACCGUGUCCUUCGCUUCCCGAACGCAGGCGGGGCUCGGCCCGGCGUGGCGCAGCGUGGCUGUUUGCUACAGGAUGCAGCCCUUGUCCGUCUACACGAACGGAACUGUGUUUGCCGCAGACGCGGACAUCGCCUUUGAGGCUGUUACCACGGAAACCAUCCCCCUGGAGUUCGUGUGGUAUUUUGGCAACGACCCGCCGGUGCAGACAACUUCCAGAAGCGUUAGGAGACGGCUCCGUGUACCCCGAGGGUACCAGGUGACGGUCAAAGCCUCCAGCAUGGUCAGCAGCGUGGUCUCCAAGCCCCACCUCGUCAGGGUGCAGCAGAGAAUUGUGGCCAACAGGCUGCUGUCCGCCGCCUCGGCUCUGGUCAACACCAGCGUGGCCUUUGAGUGCAGAAUCAGCUUUGGCACGGACGUGGCCUACCACUGGGACUUUGGUGAUGGCACGGUCAGCCUGGGGAGCCACCGCAGCAGCCACGUCUACAGCAGGGAGGGGGAGUUCACGGUGCAGGUUCUCGCCUUCAACGCCGUCAGCACCGCCACGCUGCAGAAGCGGCUCUUCAUCGUGCGGGAGCCCUGCCAGCCGCCCCCCGUGAAGAACAUGGGGCCCGGGAAGGUGCAGAUUUGGAGGUCCCAGCCCCUGAGACUGGGGGUCACCUUUGAAGCUGCUGUCCUCUGCGACAUCUCCCAAGGCCUUGCCUACACCUGGAGCUUCCUGGAUGCCAAGGGCUCACACGUGCCGCUCCCUGCUGCCGUCAACACCCGCAGGCAAACAGUGGUGUUGCCGGGCUACACCCUGGCCAGCGGGAACUACACGGCCACGGCCAAGGUGCAGAUCCGGGGCAGUGUGGUUCACAGCGACUACUGCGUGGGUGUGGAAGUGCGGCCCCGGGCGCCCGUCAGCGUCAUCGCGGAGGGCACGCACCUGUUCGUCCCCAGGAACGCCCCGGCCCCCAUCGUCCUCAGGGGCUCCCAGUCCUAUGACCCCGACCAUCCAGGGGCCACACUCAGGUACUACUGGACAUGCAGUGCCGCCAGCUCCCCUGGGCAGCCCUGCUUCGAGGACUCCCUUCCCAGCCUCAUGGACACAGGGUCCCCCACCAUUGCUUUCUCAGCAAGAUGGCUGAGCACCUGCUGCGACCAGUUCCUCAUGACACUGACGGUCUCCAGCGGCGGCCGGAACUCUUCGGAGGCCCAGGUGUUCCUGUCCACCCGCCAGGACCCCACCUUCAGGUUUGUGCGCAUCUCCUGGGCCAGCUUCAGGGACGCCUCUGUCAACUGGAACGCCGAGCUGUCUCUGCGGGCCGCGUGCGAAGGCUGCGGGGACGUGCCGGGGCUCUCCUUCUCCUGGGAACUCUUCCUCGUCAACGCCACAGAGGACGGCACAGUGGCAGCGCCCUCCUGCCGAGCCGUGGGGCUGCUCGGCGUCUCGGGACUUGGGGCCGUUUGGAAGUCGUCGGAGCCGAUCCCGCUGUCCACAGAGCCCAGCACGCCAGAUCCCGAAGGGGCACCCAUGCUGUUCCCACGGGAGCCUUCACCCGAGACCCUGGGCCAGCCUGCUGUCUCUGCCCCAGGGAGCGCCUCCCCGGAGUCCACGGCAGGGCCUCGCCGGGCUCCUGCUGCUGGUGACACUGUGGUCCCAGGAGAGGACCCUGAGGAGGGGCUACUGGGGCCUGAGCUGGCGUCCUGGGACGAGGAAGCCCCGACAGGGAGCCCCUCUGAGAGCGGCUGGUCCCCUCCCCACCCCGAUUUCGAAGCCUACUACAGUGACAUCCAAGAAGCAGAGCCGUCCCGAGGAAGGCAGCCAGGAGGCAACACCAGCCCCCCGGAGUCAGGGGCUAGCGAGGAUGACGAGGGGAGCCCCAGUGAGGGGGACAACCUCGUGGGCCCCUUCCUGUCUGCCGGCCGAGCCCAGCCCGCCCUCCUGAUCGACUGGCCCAAGACCCCAGUCAGCAGAGCCGUUUUCCAAAGCUACACCUCGUCAGGCAUCACAGGACCAGUGGUGACCAUCAAGCCGUUCUCACUGAGCAGUGGACGGACGUACGUCCUGCAGGCCUCCGUGGUGUCCACACACGGCCUCCUCGGCAAAGCCCAGCUGUACCUGGUGAUGAACCGAGCUCCCCAGGACGUGGCCUGCCAGGUGCAGCCGCACCAGGGUCUGGAAGCGCACACCCUCUUCAGCGUCUUCUGCAUGUCAGGAAAGCGGGACUUGGAAUACGAAUUCAGCUACCAGAUAGGAAACGCCCCCAGACGCACGCUGUACCACGGGAGGGACGCCCAGUAUUAUUUUGUGCUGCCAGCUGGCGAGCCCUCGGACGGUUACAAAGUCACGGUUUCCACUGAGAUCACAGAUGGCCUGGGCUCCAAGGCACAGCCGUGCGCCGUGGCUGUGACGGUGCUGCCCCGUUACCGUGGGAUGCACUGCCCCACCGAGGACCUGUACAAUUCCAGCCUGAGGAACCUGUCAACCCUCCAGCUGAUGGGGAGUUACACCGAAAUCAGGAACUAUGUCACCAUGCUCACCGGGAUCCUGAACCGUCUGACCACGGAAGACGGAAGCGCCUCGUGUGGCCAGUGGCCUCUGAUCCGGGACGCCCUGAUCUCCUCGGUGUGCAGCUUUGCUUUUGCAGACGAGGAGGAAGUGAUGGGUGUGGUCCCUGCGCUGAAGGACCUCGUGAGCUUCCCUCCGAAGGUGAGCUCUGCCAGCACCCUGCUCCUGCUCAGGUUCGCCCGGGUGCUCCUCACUCAAGGCCGCCUCCGCGGGGGGCUCGUGCUUGGCCUGGGCCUGAGGCUGGAGCUCAUCCGAAUGCUGUCCAGGGUCUGGGAAGGCUCCGGGCAAGAAGAAGCGCUGGCCAGGACCCCCGUCUGGGAGGACAGCCUGGAGGUGGUCUCAGCCUUGCUGCUGGGCUGCCUCUCUCUGCACCACGAGCGGGAGCUCCGCGUGAGCGCUGGGCCCGUGGAGUUCCUGGCCCUGCUCCAUAGCGGCCCGCAGCAGUCUGUCCAGAGCCUGGGCCCUGUCCAGGUGCACCUGCCUGGCGACCUGGCCGGGCACAGCCGGGCUGGCGAGGAAACGCAGAGUCCGUGCUACAUUAGCCAGCUUGUGCUGUUCAGGAAGAACCCGCACCCGCGGGCAGGACGCGCUGCCGGGCAGGUCGGCAGAGCUGUGGGCCUCACCCUGCACACCUGCUCUGGCACAAGACCCAUCCGCCGCCACCGGCUGGCGAGCCCCAUGACCGUGGAGUUUGGGGAGGACGAUGGCCCGGGCAGCCGGAGAAGUAAGACGGCGUUCGCUUUGCUUCGGGACAGAGUGAAUUUGCACCCGUUUGCAGGGCUUUCUGAAGACGCCCAGGAAUCUCUGCAGAUACACAUCGAGUUCUCCACGCCUGCUUCCCGCGCCUUUCCUGUCCUCCUGCUCGUGAGGUUCUCCGAGAGACCCACGCCCUCGUCUUUCCUCGUGAAGCAGACCUUCCUCUGGGAGGGGCAAACCGUGCAGAUUUACACGCCUGCUGCUGCGUGGAAAGCGUCCAAGGUGGGCUACUUGUCCUUGUUGGACGCUGACUACAACAGAAGAUCCCCAAACAAGUAUUUAGCUGAGCUGGUGAACUACACGGUCCGUUUCCAGUGGCUGCGGUGCCUCUUGUGGGAUAAGGGAGAGUGGAAAUCCGGAAGUUUCUCCCCACAACCGGGAACGUCUCCAGAAAAAGUUAGCUGCAGCUACGACCGCCUCGCGCUCUUCUCGGUCCUGAGACGGGAGCUGAACACCAGCCUGGAAGUGAGCCACGUUUCCGAGUUACGGAGUCGCCCACGGAACCUGAUCCCCAGCGCUUGUGUGGUGGUGUUCACGGUCCUUUACGGGCUUUUGGCUGCUAAAAGCCGUGGCGUGGACCAUCGUGAGAAGGAGAAAACGGGUUCCAUUUUCCUGCAAGAAGAGGUCCCACCCGGCCACCAGCUGUAUGCAGUCGUGGUGGACACUGGCUUCCGGGCCCCGGCGAGGUUUUCCUCGAAGGUGUACAUUGUUCUGUGUGGAGAGAACGGACUUUCAGAGACCAGAGAGCUACACUGCCCGCGGAGGCCCCUGUUUGAGAGGAAUUCCAGACACACCUUUGUCCUGAGCGCUCCUGCCCAGCUGGGCGCGCUCCGCAUGAUCCGCCUGUGGCACGACGGCCGGGGGCCUUCCCCGAGCUGGUUUGUCAGUCACGUGAUGGUGAAGGAGCUAUGCUCCGGACGGGCCUGGUUCUUCCCCGCCCAGUGCUGGCUGGCUGCGAGCCGUCGUGGCGGCCGCGUGGACCGGGAGCUCACCUGCCUGCGCCGGGGGCCCGGCUUCUGGAAGCUUUUCCACGCCAAGUCCACGGAGUACCUGGAGGAUUUCCACGUGUGGCUCUCGGUGUACAGCCGGCCCUCUGGCAGCGGCUUCCUGCACACGCCGCGGCUGGCCGUCUCCUUCUGCCUGCUGUGCGUCUAUGCCUGCCUCGCUGCCCUGGUCACCACCGGAGCCCACUCGCAGCUGUUCCCGGCUGCCGGCCCCACCGACCUCACUCUCCGCACCUCCGGGCUGGGUCUCCUGUGCAGCCUGCUGGGCUCCCCUGCAGCACAGCUCCUGUCUCUGCUCUUCAGGCUGAGCGAGGAAGCCACGAGGCCUCCCCAGGCUGGACCAGGCAGCCCCCAGAGAGGUGUGCAGGCGAGGGCGCCCCAGGGCCCUAAUUCCUGCAGAAAGACGCUGGAUGCCCCGGAGCCAGACCAGGCAAAGCUCACUGCAGCUGAGCUUGGCCACGUCCCCACCCACGCCACCCCGUCCCCUCUACAAGCUGCAGGUGGCACUAUUGUUGAGGGUGCAGCUGUCCGUGGAGACACUGACCUUGGCCUGACCUUGUCAUUCCAGCAUCCUGCCUCAGCCGCUCUCUCCGGGCAUCACCAGGCCUGGAGGAAGGCAGCAAGCAGCCAGAGCACAGCCUGUCCACACCAGGGGUCAGGGACCUGGGGAGCCUCCCGGAGCGAGCCUGUCCUGGGUGAGAAGAGCCACUGCUGCCCUGCCCGUCCUCCAGCUCCCGGCCGUGGUCCCGGAGAACUCCUGCUCCCAAGGCCCAGGGCCCUUCUGCUUUGGUCAGGCCGGGCAGCGUGGGCCGUCUGCGGGACGACUUCCCUGGCCUGUGCUCUGGGCACGGCGUUCCUCGGCUACAGGUUCGAGCCGGCGCAGUGUAUGUGGUGGCUGCACCUGCUGCUUCUCUCCGUGGUCUGCUGUGUCUUCAUCACCCAGCCCCUCAUGAUCUGCGUGGUGGCGUUGGGCUUUGCUUGGAAAAGAAGAGACGACAGCCACUUCUUUGCUGAAUCGUUAAAUGAAGCGACCAGGGACCUAGACGUGGGGCUGGAGGGCCGUUCCAGGACCCAUGGCUGCCCCUGCAGCCCUGGCUGUGUGGGGGCCGUGGCAGAGGUCCUGGCUGCCCGACAGCGAGCCCGCCGCCUGCGCUGGGCCCGGCCCCCGGCCCCGGCCCAGCUCAAGGUCACCAGGGGGAGGAUGAAGAGAGAGCGUCGCACACGGGCAGCCCUGCGAGAUGUCUCCGUGCACGCGCUCAGGCUGCUCCUGUUGCUGUGUCUGACAUCCGGGAGGUUCUCCCCGGAGGAAAGUUCCCUCAAUCAAGCUCUCCGGAAACAGUUCACAAGUGACCAGGCGUGGACCAGCCCUGAGCUUCCAGGGUUCGCUGUCCUCCAGAGAAGAGUCAAAGACACGCUGACGCAGCGUUUCUAUGACUGUGCAGCUGCAAGUCACCAGUUUGACGUGAGUUACUCUUUGCUGGAUAUUUUGGCCAGGACUGAGUGGCUUGAAAAUCUAACUGUAGGUUUUAUUUUAAAGCACGCUUACUUUUUUAAAAAAUUCAUUUCUUUAUUUGAUAGGCUCCCCGACUUACGACCUGAGGGGGCUGUGUCCCGAGAAGCCUGUGAAAACAUCGUCCAGUCCAACAUGCAUCCAGGUCCCCUGACCUGCCCAGCAGCAUGGCGCUGCGCGGACCUCCUUGGUUCUUGUCCUCCCGUUAGCAGCGCAGCGCACUCCUGGGAUGGCCCGCGGAGCCCGGAGGGCUGGUGGGACUGGAGCCUGACCGUGCUGCUGGACGGCCUGCACCCCGCAGGGCCCUCGCCGGGGGCUCAGCCUGGACCUCUGGGAGGGAGAUGCCACCUGCUGGGCUCCCCGGUCAUCAAGCAGCUGAAAGUUGCUCCCCAAGGUUCGUGCAAGCCUCCCGGGCCGUCGUCGGCCACAGUGGAAGACUCUCCUCGCUCACAGAGCCCCGAAGCUGAAGGCCCUGAGAACCGAAAUAGGAGCCCCAGUUGUCCCGGGGGCUGUGGAGUGAGCGCCGACUGUGUGCACAGCCUGGGCAGAACGAGGCGUGAAGUCCAGGCGGCCCUGACCGGCCUCAGGGCCAGCAGGUGGAUCGGCCGCAGCACCAGGGCUGUGUCCGUGCACUUCACCCUCUUCCACCCUCCCAGCCGCCUCUUCACCAGCGUUGCCCUGGGAGUGGAGAUUCUCCCCACGGGGGCUCUCGUCCCCUCCUCCCAGGUGGACUCCGUCAGCGUCUUCCGCAGCGACUCGGCCCUGGACCACGGCCUCGUGCUGUCCGAGCUGGCCUCCCUGGUGCUCAGCCUGGCUCACCUGUGCUUCCAAGUCUACGCUAUGGUGGACGAGGACGGCCUCAGCUAUUGGCACAAACCAGGAAACUGGCUGGAGCUCGCCGUGGCUGGGACAGGCUUCACCUACCACGUAGCCGCUGGCCACCUCGCUACCCUGGCUGGGGAAGUCGCUGACCAGUUCCACAGGGGAUUUUACCAAGUGUUUGUGGACCUCAGCCCGAUGGUGUCGUGGAAUCAGAGGGUGCGAUGGCUACAGGGGUUCCUCUCCUUCCUGCUGCUGUGGAGGUGUGUGGAGCUCCUCGGGCCCCUGGCCCUGCCGGCCGCCUGCUCUCCCGUGCUCUGCCGCUCGCUCUCCCGUGCCCUUGUACCAGCGCUGGCGGGGGCCCUGCUGCUGGCCGCCCACUGCCACCUGCACCGGCUUCUGCUCGCCACCUGGGCUCCAGCCGCCUUCCCCGGGCUGCCCCUCGGCUUUCCCAGAAGAAGCCAAACAGACUCACGCUUCAGCCUUCUGCGGGCCGACCCGCGCGCCGCGGCGUGCUACCGCGUGGCCCUUGGUGCGGUGCUGGCCACGCUGUGUUUCCGAACGCUGAGACGUGCCCUCAGGACUUCCUCCCGAAAAAGACGGUCUUUUCCGAGUAGAUCUCGCGUGAGGCUCGGCGAUGUCAGAGCUUACGCCCGGAGGAAGGUCCUGGCCGUUCUGGGACUGGGGACGCCACAGUCGGAGGAGAUGGAGGUGGCCGAGGACCACAAUCACUACCUGGAUGAGCUUGCAAGUCUGAUGGACGAACUUCUGACGAAGGUCAAUGGUUUGUCCGACAGCCCUCACCUGCCUCUCCUAGAAAAACAACCCCGGAGUCCAGCAGCGGCAAGGGCAGAAGGCAGUCCCCUGCCGGGGGGCUCCCAGUCACCAGGCGACCGGGACGAGAGAACGACCCCGUCACAAGAGCCGUCUCGCCGCCUCCCUUCUCCAGCCCAGUUCUCCAAUCCUCGUUCCACGGACGACGGCCGCCCAUCCUGAAUUGCUUGGACUUCUGCCUGCCCAGACCCCGGCCUUCUCCCCGGGCCCCGCCCCGCCUGCUCCCACUUCCUGCUGCACCACCACCCAGCGGGAGGACCCCUGGGGUCGGGCUCCGAAAUCCCAGCCUCUGUGCCACAGGGGGCACCGUCAAGUUCCUGGACAAUGGAGUUAGAAGAUAAGUUUCUUUCCUGCGAAACAUUCUUGAACGCCACACAUGCAGAGGGCUCUUUAAAAGUACAAAAUGGAAAACGCAAAUUAUGAAAAGACUGCGUGGAUUUCGAAACAGGCACCAGAAGCUGAACUUUUCAACUCCGCUUUUCCAUAAAACCCUUUUCUAUGAAGCCCCUGCUGUGUCGCGUCAGGGACCAGCCUCUCCAGGGAGCCCCUGCAGGCAGGGUGGGGGACGAGGGAUGGGAGAACGGGGCUGAGCCAAGGGCACUGGACUCUGCCUGAGCCCCCCCACCCCCACCCUGUGCCGACAGCAGUGCAGCCGAGCUGCUGACAACUUCCCGCAAACAGCGCAUCUGCGUGUGCGCGCCUCCUCGUCCAGACAGAGGAAGUGAGUCAGCCGGCACCUGCAUCGCUGCAUCGCUGCCCUCACGGCUGGACACCUGCGCCAGGCUGCUGCUGGUGGGACGUGCGCCCUGGGGACUUCCGGGCGGAACCUCGGCCAGCGGCAGCGUCCACUUCCUCCUCCUCGUGGCUCCCUGCUGGCUGCUGUAGCCCAAAAGGCAAACACCGGCCUUCGCAGUGCUGGGCAGAGGACAGGCUGUGUGUUUGGCAUUCUUCAGACCUCAUAAGUUACUCAUUCAGUUACAGGACGGGGUCCUCGUUGGUUAGUAACAGAGCAACCUGCUAACUCAGCAUCAUUCUUACCUGAUUAGCUCAUCGGUCUCGAUCCAGGGACAAAACUCUCUCCAAAUCAAGUCUUGCCUUGCAUUCAGGGUGGGUCUGGUCCAUAAGGCGAGCCGAGGGGCACGCUGUGGUCUCCAGCUGUGAGCCGUGGCUGCUCCACUGUGGGCAGCGUCAGAGACGACACGGGGCCACGGCCAGUGCUGACACUGACUCCGGCAGGCCUGGGACGCGUGCUCAGUCCCCCGCAUCUCGGAGUCCGUCGUGUUUCAGUGGGCCUCGUCCCUGUGCCCACGCUGGCAGCCGGUGCGUCUUCACGGGUGUCGCUUUGUCACUCGUAGCAGAACGUGUCUCCUAGGUCUCCUAGGACUGUGGGCCUUCAGGUACUCUCGUCCCAGCCGAGGGGCAGCCGCUGUCCCUCUGCAGGGGGAGCCACACCCGCUCUGCAGGUGGCACCAAGCAGAAGCCCGCCCAGCCCUCCACGGUGGUCAGCGAAGUCUCCUCUCCCUCGCCUCCCCUCGCCUGCCCCGCGGCCCUGCGGCCUCGCUCCCCCUGGAAGCCCGUCCAGCCCUGGCUCCGAGCGUGGCUUGUGUGGCCUCACCUGCUCGCUGGCCCCACGUGAGCUCCGUGGCCCCAGGGUGGAACGUCAGGGAGAACCCGCUGUUGCUGAAGCCAGGGCGGCAGCUGCCGGCCCCGCUGCCUCCUCAUUGCCGGGCUCUGGGCAGGCGCCUGGCUGCUGGCCUCCUCGCAGCCCAUGGCCUCCAGAGGGGCACUGAGUGCCUUCCCGUGCCCUUCCUCCUCCCCAGGUGCACGCCGCGUGCUGAUGCCCUGGUGCCGUCCAGGCUGGGAGCUGGGUGAGAAGCUUCUCUCCGGUCCUCCCUUGGCCUUGCUGAGGGACCUGUGGUCUCACACCUGCAGCCCUGUCCCACAGCUGUCCACGGCCUUGACAGUGGCGCACAGAGCCUGACCCACACGGAAACGACGGGUGUGCUGCCUCUCACGGAGGAUGCCAUCUGUUCUCUGCUGCGGGCUGGCUCUGCCUCUUGGUCACAAGGUGGCUGCUACCAGCCCAGCAGUCAUCCGUACGCAAAACAUCCAUGGACAAAGGAGGCUGUCUCCCUUGGCUUUUUCAUUACUAACAGGUGUAUGGGCGUUUUGUCAGGAAGACGCCAAGACAGGUUCCUUUGACACACAUUCCUAAGUUGAUCAUGGGGAAAUGAGAUGAAAAAUCUGGGCUGAUCAUUGGGACAGUGAGGACUCGAGGGUUAACCACCAGGUCGCCCCCCCCCCCCACACGCACCUUCCACUCCUGGGCAGGUCUCCCUUCUGCCGUGAUUGGUGGAGCUCGACAUUUUUAUGUGUUGCCGACCUCUCUCUCUCUCUCUCUCUCUCUAUAUAUAUAUAUAUAUAUGCCUGUUCUUGUACCUUGUUCUGUUUUUCAAUUGUUCUAAUUAUCCUUUCAUUUGAUUUUAAGGUAAUUUUAAUAUAAACUUGUUAAGUACUUUCUCUAGUGCACUGUUUUCAUGUUAAAUUUUUCAUAUUGAUACAAACUCUGUGUGUGUGUAUGUGUGUGUAUUGUAUGUAUGUGUGUAUGUGUAUGUGUGUGUGUGUGUGUGUCUGAACAUCCAAAAGUACUUUGUA